AGAACAAAAAAAAACCUUCAGAUUUGGAAAGGUUAGAAACAGUUGUUGUCAUUUUGUCAGUCACAAUUGAUAAAUUUAAAUAAAUUUAUUGUUAUCACAAUAUUACUAAUAAUUUACCUUUAUAGAUUUUUUUAUGAUAAACUGCUGGUAAAAAAUAAUUUUUAAAAAAUGGCACACUACAAAGGAGCAGCCAGUGAAGCUGGAAGAGCAAUGCAGCUGAUGAAGAAACGUGAGAUAGCUCAACAAGAGAUUGAAUUACGUAAGAAAAAAAUCGAAGAUGAUUUAAAAAUUCAUAAUAUUGAAAAUAAAUUUGCUACUCACUACAAUGCUGUUGAGCAGCAACUCAAAACAUCAACAAUUGGUUUGGUUACACUCAAUGAGAUGAAAGCUAAGCAGGAAAAUAUUGUACGUGAGCGUGAAAGAAAAUUAGCACAAAAAGAACGUGAGAAAGAACAAGAAAAAGAAAGAGCUUUGGCUGCUAAACAAGCGGAAAAAAAUAAACAGAAACGACAGAUACAGGCGCUGUCAUUUAAUUUAGAGGAGGAUGAAGAUGAAGAUCAAGUGUCUGAUGUUGAUGAUGAUCGCAAUGACUCUGAUGUUAAGACGGUUGAGAAAUCAGACGAUGAUUCUAAAGAUUCUAUUCAGCCUGUCAAGAAGAUCAAAAAGAAUCCAGAUGUUGAUACAAGUUUUUUGCCAGAUAGAGAAAGAGAAGAAGAGGAAAAUCGGUUGCGAGAAGAACUGAGACAGGAAUGGGCUAUGAAACAAAAUGCUUUGAAAGAAGAAGAGAUUGAAAUUACUUUCAGUUAUUGGGAUGGAUCCGGACAUCGGAGAAGUGUUAUUAUGAAAAAAGGGAAUUCAAUAUAUCAAUUAUUACAACGUUGUCUGGAGGUAUUGAGACGUGAGUUCAGUGAAUUAAAAACUGUGAUGGCAGAUCAAUUGAUGUAUGUUAAAGAAGAUUUGAUUCUUCCUCAUCAUUACACGUUUUAUGAUUUUAUUGUUACGAAGGCACGCGGAAAAAGUGGACCUUUAUUCACAUUUGAUGUCCAUGAUGACAUUCGUAUGCUGCAUGAUGCAUCUGUGGAAACAGAAGAGUCACACGCUGGAAAAGUUUUAUUGAGAUCUUGGUACGAAAGAAAUAAACAUAUUUUCCCAGCAAGCAGAUGGGAACCGUUUGACCCGACAAAGAGUUAUGACAAGUAUACGAUCUCUGAUAAAAAUAAAAAGAAAGAUAAAUCAUAAUUUAUGGAUUUUCUGAUGGUGACAAGCUAGAUCCAAUUGUUGAACUUUUUACAACACGAUUCGGUGUCAUGACAAAUGAUUUAUAAUAUUUUUCAAUUAUUUUUUGAACUUCGUCAUGGCGAUUUUGUGAUAUCAACCAUCUCGGUGAUUCUGGUAUAAACCUAAUAAUAGAAAUAAAAAUUAAUUUUCAUCAAAAAUCGCUGUAUAAAAAUAUUUUUAUAAAAUAUAAUUACCAAAUCAAGAUAACGAUCGGCAAAAUAAAACCUGAUAUUGCUAAUUGCAAUAUUCGCCAAUUAGAUAUAUAAUGGGCCAUAACGACAACAAUAAAAGUACCAAUGGAAAAUAUACUGUCAAGAAUAGCUAACAAAAACUUUCUUGUAUUAUUUUUUGACAAUUCCGAUACUAUGAAUAUUAAUAUUUUAAUCAAACAAAGACAAUUAUUUUAUUAAAAUUUGAUGGUAAUAAUUAUUUCUUACAAAUAGUAUAUGCAGAGGAAUACAUUGCACCCAUGCUCAUUCCUGUUGAAAAUCUAGAAACAACAUAGACCCAAAACCAUGGUGCUAAAGAGC
Molecule: messenger RNA, 1808 nt
Organism: Microplitis mediator
Lineage: Eukaryota; Metazoa; Arthropoda; Insecta; Hymenoptera; Braconidae
Product: protein FAM50 homolog
Exons: 6
Coding region: 169-1239 (356 amino acids)
Biological process (GO): chromatin organization
Cellular component (GO): nucleus
Source: RefSeq, a predicted model, not a curated record